AUGGCUGAAGACUAUUCCCUCCCAUGGCUUGGAUGGCAAGAGUCGGCUGAAUCAUCUAAUAGACAUAAGCGCACUCGCCACAGCAGUCCACCUAUUUCUAGCGACCCUAUUUUUUCCAGUGAUGACGACCCAUCCUGCGAGAACUAUGCCCAAGAGCGUCGCAAGAAGAAGUUUCGAGGGCCUUGGUUCUGCCAGCGUCCUGUACUGUCAGAAGCUCUCGACCCAAUUUCUGAGGAACCAACAAGGACAAGACGCCCAUUCCAGAGAUAUUAUGACAGUGGCGUAUUCAUGGGAAGUGAUAAGCUAGAUAUGGAUGCCGAUGAUGUUUUGGAAAAACUUGGCUUCCAGAGCACCUCCAAUUUUCGAUUUGGCCUACACACAUCUCGUCUUCCGCCUUCACCAGAAGAUCUCGUAUUUCAAUACAUACAAAAUUGCUUAGAAGAAGGGAAUGAAACUAUUGAUCUUUCCUCUCGCAACCUUACCAAUCUUUCAAAUGCAAUGAUAAAGCCAUUGGUCUCAUUCACCAGUGUCCCAUCCGUUGGAGAAAGAGUAUUCUCGAUACUUGAGCCAAAAUUAAAAAUAUUUCUAGCCUCUAAUAACUUGACAACCUUGCCAUUUGAGUUAUUCCAACUAGACCGGCUUCACGUUCUUAGCUUACGUGGUAACCUUUUUCACGAGUUACCUCCAAUGAUUGGAAAUCUGUUUAACCUCAAGGAACUCAAUCUCUCACAGAAUGGCUUACGCUACCUUCCGUAUGAAAUAUUGAAUCUUUUCUCUGAGGAUUGUAGCCUUGAAACACUUCACUUACACCCUAACUUAUUUUACGAACCUCAGUUGGGUCAUAAAAAUAAACCUGAGAAAGAUAUUCCCCCGGAAUCCAUUCAGCCACCUUGCAGUAAUAAUAUACCAAACAGCGCCAAUAAUAGGUGGAAAAUUACAUAUCAAGCACGAACUGAAGUCAGGUUUCUUGAGGUUAAUGGAGCUUUAGCCAAGGGCCCAGAUUUUUUGAAUUCAUCUUCACAAUUAUCAUCAAAUUCUUUACCAGUCGCUUCAAACUGUUAUCGUCCAAUACCUCCGUUGCCUCGUGGAAAUAGUUUAUCACGCGUACCAUCACUUGCAGAAACAGCGUUGGCCUCAUUUUCAAAAACCACGGAAUCACCAUACUUAGCCCCAUCCCUAUAUGAGGGCAGCCCAUCACACUUUUACAAUCUUUUCAAUUUGGCUCUUAACAAAAAACACUCUGGGGGGUCGUCCUGUACAGUCUGCAGUCGCAAAUUUAUCAUUCCACGGACAGAAUGGAUUGAAUGGUGGGAGAUUUCUAAAGUAUCCAGCUCUUCCUUCACGAAUAUGGGAAAUAGGAUCUUCAACGAACGAGAUGAUGCAGAGCGUUUAAUCCCAUUUGUGAGAAGGGGCUGCAGCUGGCUUUGUGUACCAACCAUCGACCAGAUAAGAAAAGCAGGCCUUUAA
This is a messenger RNA of Blumeria graminis f. sp. triticale, 1467 nucleotides long. Lineage: Eukaryota; Fungi; Ascomycota; Leotiomycetes; Helotiales; Erysiphaceae. The record is from the annotation of a GenBank genome assembly.